This is a messenger RNA of Bursaphelenchus okinawaensis, 425 nucleotides long. The record is from the annotation of a GenBank genome assembly. Lineage: Eukaryota; Metazoa; Nematoda; Chromadorea; Rhabditida; Aphelenchoididae.
AUGAGGACUUACUGUCCCUUGACUUGUGGUUAUUGUAAACAAGGCCAACUGUUCUAUGAGGCAAUAACGGCUUCGCCGUUUUUUGAUGACAGUAACAAUUUGUUGACGACAUUGCCACCAAUUACUUACGCUCCGAUCACUUACGCACCUAUUACUUAUCGACCUAUCAGUUAUUGCGUGGACAAGUAUUCUAGGUAGGGAAAAAAUUUUUGAAAGUGUCUCAAAUUAAGCUUUAAGGGGCUCAGCUUAGUUCUCGUAACGAAAUAUUCUAGCUUUUAAAACACUGUAAAAUAUGACUUGCAAGUAUUGAUAAAACAAGUUUCAGUUGCAUUUACUGGGCGCGAAAUGGAUUCUGUUCUAAUGCUUUUUAUCCAAUGAAGACGAAAAUGGCAUUCUGUGGAAAAACGUGCUCUUUGUGUACUUAA